Messenger RNA from Episyrphus balteatus (marmalade hoverfly), 2159 nucleotides. RefSeq names its product myb/SANT-like DNA-binding domain-containing protein 4. The transcript is spliced from 5 exons. Bases 88 to 909 code for a protein of 273 amino acids. The record is from RefSeq and is a predicted model, not a curated record. Lineage: Eukaryota; Metazoa; Arthropoda; Insecta; Diptera; Syrphidae.
UCUUACAAUAAGUUUCAUUCUACAUUCGAUAACAGAUAACACAUUUAAGUGUUUGUGGUUGUUAACAAAUUUGUGUUUUUUUUCGAUAUGUCUGAUACCAGACAACCGGAAAAUCCUUCUCAAAAGAUUGAUUGGGGACGAGAAGCUGUUCUUACAUUAGUUGAAGAAUGGGGUAAAAUCGAGUGUCUGUAUAAUUCGAGACACACAUGGUACCAUAACAAAAAAGCCAGACACGGUGCACUUUCAACUAUUUGUAAGAAACUCAAAGUUUAUUAUCCAAAUAUAACCGUUCAUGAUGUGAAGGUUAAAAUCAACUACCUACGUAGCCAGUACUGUCGAGAAAAGCAGAGACUGGAAAUGCUGGCUAAUGAAUCUAUAACAGAUGAAAUAUAUCAUCCAAUAACAGUGUACUGGUAUGACAAAUUAGCAUUCCUCGAUGACUACAUAAAAAUGAGAAAGAGGAAGUACAAUACGAGUGAUACAAAUAAAGAAAAUCCCAAAACCUCCGAAGUUGGUCCAAGUUCGUCAAAUGCCUGCACAGGUUUGGACAAUGCUUCUAUCGAAGAACAACCUGUUGAUAAAAUAGACAUCAAAGAUGAAACAUACUAUUUUCCGUCUUAUGGGAAUUCACCUUCAGCUAGCCAAUUGGACGACUAUUCUCAAGAAGAAUUUAGGCCACCACAAAUUUCCGAUCCGAAAAAAUGUAAUAAAAGAAAAAGACAAAUAUAUGAAGAUGACCUUAGUAAUCCAGACUUGAUGACGUUGAAAAAAAAUAAACUACAAUUGGAAAUUUAUAAUUUACGAUUGGAUGCUUUGAAAAAAGAAAUUGACCUUGGAUUGCCAAGGAGUCAAUUUACUGAAGAAUUGUACAAAAAUUGGGAUGAUGUUCCCAUCAAAGAGGAAACAUAAAAUUGCGGAUGAGAUGUUUCUAUAUCGAAAGAUAAGUUUAAGUUUUCAGAUACUAAAUCAAAAAUUAAUUUAAAUAAAAAAUAAAAACAAAAAAAUUUUAAAAAAAUGAGGUUUGGUUCAGAAGUUAUUAACGGAUAAAGUUGAAACAUGGUGCUCUUUCCAAAAUAUUUACUUUGGUUCUUCAACUAUGGAUUGAAUUGAAAAAUUUAAACAAAUUCACAUUUAUUUAGCUUUAAAAAAAUUGUUUUCAAAAUCUGAGAUUUCCUUGAAGUUUUUUCUGAUUUCUUCCUCGUUCCCUCUUUUCAGCUCGACUUAGACAAACGAAAUCAAGUGCUUCUCGUGGAUUGUAAGAUUUGAUUUCCGACCUUUUUGUUGAUAGUUGAUCACCAAUCUUUGAACCCUUGAAUUUAAUUCCUUCGCGAGGGUAAGAACUAAGUGGUUCAUGUGGAAUGAUUUCUUUCUUUGUUUCUGGAAUCGGUAUUGCAUUAUAUCCUUUAUAACGAUAAGACCCUGAAGUUUGUAGUUUUAUAUUUGAUUUCCUCAGAGCUGUACCUGUGUUGAAGACUUUUUCGUUAAGAGACUUUCGUUUCACAGGCAUUAAUACAAAAGAUGAAAACUCUGAUUUAAGAUUACUUUCGUUAUACUUUCUAGGCAUUUUCAGAACGGGUGCAGUUUUCAACUUGUUAUAACUUUCUAUGGAUGGAUGGUUCCAUCCUUUGAAAGACAGCUCUUGUUUACAUUUCUCAAGUUGUUCUACACUUGGAGGCUUUUGUUUCCUAAGACAGAUUCUUUUCUUUAACACAUCAUUUAUGAACAUCAGAUCAUUGCAAAUUGUAUUCGAAACCUCGAUAGUUUUCGACUUGGUAUUCACUUCAUUGAAGAGCCUCAUUGGAGCUGUGUAUUUGGAGAUAAUAGAAUUAUCAUAAUAUUUUGUAUUUGUACUUGGCAAGACUUCAAUUCCUCUAAAUGUCUGAAACUGCAUUCCCUUAGCUGGUGUAUAAAUCUUUUUUCGGUAUUCUUCAUCGUUAUUUGGUAUUGGUUUACUCCGAACCACACUCGAUUUUGAGCUCGCAACACUCGAAGUGUAUCUGCAUCGAGCAUAGAUUUUAAAGUUCGGUGUCUUAUUGAGAAGCUUCUUUGGUGGUGUAACAAAACUGUUUCUAGCUGUCAUUGCUGGAGAUCGAUAUCCAUUUGAACGAAGUUUUGAAAUAGGUUUAUUGUUUAUAAUGGGUAUGGUGAAUUUUUCUAGA